AUGGCUAAGACGAUCGAUUAUGAUUUCAAUUUCCCUAACAUUACCGCUGUAGGAAAAUUUAAGCUUAGCGACUUGCUUGAUCUGCGCAAUAUCUUGGGUUUACGUUCAGACUUCAAGGCACAGGGUGACUUUAAUAUUGGCUUCGAAAAUUUGCGCUUAAAUGGCUCGUUCCGUUAUGAUUUGCCCAUAAUAUUUGGCUCAUUUCGCAUUCAUGACCUACAAAUGACUUUGAGCUUAGAGAGCGUAAGUUUCCAAUUGCAAGGUGUCAUAAAUUCUAAGUCCAUAACAAAUCGGCUUAAUAAUCUGCUCGAGCAGCAGGUGUUAAUUCAAUUUAAUAAGUAUAAAAGUAUUAUAAGCUGGCUGGCAGCGCACACAUUAGAGACACAGGUUAAUCGUCUGUUGUUCGGCAAGAAGAUUUGGUAUUUAACUCGUUUGGCAAUUAUGAAAUCGCCCGAUAAGGAUGCAGCUGUUCCACUUGAGCAAUAA
This is a messenger RNA of Anastrepha ludens (Mexican fruit fly), 486 nucleotides long. RefSeq lists its product as uncharacterized. The transcript has a single exon. The coding region runs from base 1 to 486 and encodes 161 amino acids. The record is from RefSeq and is a predicted model, not a curated record. NCBI's taxonomy places the organism in Eukaryota, Metazoa, Arthropoda, Insecta, Diptera, Tephritidae.